Messenger RNA from Rotaria sp. Silwood1, 669 nucleotides. The record is from the annotation of a GenBank genome assembly. NCBI's taxonomy places the organism in Eukaryota, Metazoa, Rotifera, Eurotatoria, Philodinida, Philodinidae.
AUGUUGGAAGCAGAAAUUCAAAAUGCAUUUGAUGAAUUAAUAGUUAGUUUAUUAAGCAUAUUAAAAAAGGAUACAUCAUUAAAAUAUUUACGAACAUGUAAAAAACCAUAUCUAGAAGAGCGUGCUCCAGAUUGUACUUUUAUAUACAAAAAUGUGAAUAUUGAUAUUGAUGAACAAUGUGAAUGUUUACAAGAUGUUGCUGUUUGUCUUGGUGAAGUAAAAUCGUCAAGCACUUCUAUAACGGAUACUGUUUCAAUCGGACAAUUGUUACUUUAUUUGACUAUUCUAUUACGUAAUCAAACUCGUGAAAGGAUCUAUGGUUUUUUAAUAAAUAUUAAAUAUGUAAGAUUUUAUUAUGUUGAAAAGAAACCGUAUUCGAAUUUAUAUGAUUUUUAUCAAAGCAAAUCUUUCAAAUUAUUUAAUGAUUUGUCUGAAACAUCAUCAUCAUCAUCAUCAUCAUCUGUCAAUAUGAAAACAACAAGUGAACAAUCAAAAACAAGCUAUAUAAAUGACCAUACAUGGAAAAUAUUUCUAAAAUUUUUAACAAUGAAAACAGAAUUUUAUCAAUAUACGGCGUUAAAUAUAAAUCCAAAUGAUUAUUUAUAUGAUGAUAAAUAUAAAAUACAACGAAAAUUAGGAGAUGGAUUAACUUCAAUGGUUUAUUUAUAA